Molecule: messenger RNA, 586 nt
Organism: Ruditapes philippinarum (Manila clam)
Lineage: Eukaryota; Metazoa; Mollusca; Bivalvia; Venerida; Veneridae
Product: PI-actitoxin-Avd5a-like
Exons: 3
Coding region: 77-301 (74 amino acids)
Molecular function (GO): protein binding
Source: RefSeq, a predicted model, not a curated record
UGCAUGAUUAUCAAAUUAUUUGCGACAAUCGAGAAGGAAAGCUUGCAAUUGUAAUUUAAACGCGAUACACUUGACAAUGUUGGUGAAUAUCUUUCUUUGUUGUCUUAUUAUUCAAAGUGUAUAUGGACGCAACCCAGAAAAUGACUUAUCAAAUGAUGACUGUACAGGGUUUUGUCCUGCUAAUUGGGAUCCUGUGUGUGGAUCCGACGGGAAGACUUAUGGAAAUGCUUGUGAAUUCAACUUUGGACAGUGCAAAAACGAAGAACUUAAAUUAGCUGGUAUUGGACCAUGUCGUGUUUAGAUGAAUGGAAACAUUAUAGUGUUGGAAUCUAUUAAUAAAGAUGAAGUCUGAAGAAUGGAAGUGUAAUUUUGUUAAAAAUAAAGAUAACGUCUGCAAAUCUUUGUUGUUUUAUAAAAGUGAUAUCCUCAGUUCAACGAGAUAUUACAUUUUACUGUGUUCAUUAAUGAAAACUACUUAAACAUAAGUAUAAACAAUUCAUUUACAUGACAAUUGACAAACAAUAAACUGUACGGAUUGAAUACGAAACUUGAAAAGCCUUUUUUAGAAACUCUCUCCGUAAGCUCU